UGCAAGUUGCUCAGAUCUCCCACAAUGCAACGCGCAUCUGUCAUGGCUGCUCACUGAUGGCACUUGCACCACAUGUGUGGAAAUAAACAUAAUAUCUCUGACUGAGAAACACCGACUUGGCUCAUUAAGAACGCGAUUCCACUCCGGCUGUGAUCCGGGACCGUUCAGACUGAAGGCUCCCGCUGUCGCUUCUCUUCGGCCGGCUACAGAGGGCUCAGUGAUGCCGCUGGACGUGGAGCUCCCCGUGCUGCGAGGCUUCCUGACACCAAGCGAGGCAGCGGAAUGGAAGCAUAAUAUGUUCAGUACUGCAGAGGCGGGCCCUCUGCUGAAGUCCCUGAUGGAGGGGGACUUGGAGGAGGUCCUGCUGAGCCCCCAGGUGUUGGACCUGCUUAGAGGAGACGGCAGCUGCAGUGAGGGGGAGGACAUCGAGGCCUACCUGGAGAAACAGGUGCUGCAGUACCUCACCUGUGGCACCAACAAUGAACACACCAACAGGCAGCUGGCGCUGAUGGCCCUGGCAGUGUCCUGCCUCCACCUGUUUGCUCAGAGUAACUGGACUGGUCCUCCUGUCUCCAUCAGUAUCUCCGACCUGCUGCCACCGGCCCUGCUCUCCUCUGAGCCACAGGCCCUGGUGGAUGCGAUCCACUCCAGCCUGCUGAUAGACGGGGAGUCUGUGUACAGCUUGGUGGCCAACCCCCUCCUCCUCCUGCUGGCCAGGGUUAUUCUCACCAAGUGCUCCUCAGAGAUGGACAGCCUCCAGAUGCUGCCCUGGUGGACCCUGCGCUACAUCCGCCUGCACCAGCAGAUCCUGGAGGCCUGCUCUCCUCAGCUACUGGACCUGGCCCAGAGCAGCAUGGACAGAGUGGUGAAGAGCCUCUCUCUGUGUCCGGAGCAGAGAAACCUGGCCAUCCAUUUCCACCUGGAGUGUGUCUACACCAAUCUGACCUACUAUAACUACCAGAGCGCCAAGGAACACAGCGAGAAGGCCCAGGAGCUCUCGGGGCUGAAUAUCAACAUGACUGGUGCUCUUGGCAAAAGGACCCACUUCCAGCAGAAGUAUUUGGCUCAGCUCAUCCUUGAGGUGAAGAGAAAGCAGGACCAGGCGGAGGAUGAGGCCAGUGCCACCCCGACCCCUCAGGCCAGCCUGCCCAAGGACUACAAUCUGGGUGAUGAGACCGUGCUGGAUAAGAUCAACCUGGCAGAGCCGGAUCAGUAUGAGCUGCCUGACCUGAGUGCUGAGGAGCAGGCCGUCCUGCUGGGAGUCUGCACGGACUUCCAGAAGAACAACCCCGUUCACAAACUGACAGCAGAGGAACUCCUGGCCUUCACAUCCUGCAUCCUCUCUCAGCCUAAGUUCUGGGCUGUGGAGGUGACCGCUCUCUGCCUCAGGACCAAACUGGAGAGGGGCAACUCCCGCUGUGUGGAGAGAGCCAUGAUGCAAACUCAGGCAAUAGUAGACCACUUUGAAGACCGGAGCUGUCCUGGGACUGAGCGGCUAAAGGCCUUCUACUUCUGCCAAGCCCCCCCCAGAUGGGCUGUCCAGAAACAGCUGGGCAGCCUGCUCACAGACCUCGGCUGCACCAGCUCAGCUCUGAUCAUCUACCAAAAGCUGGAGCUCUGGGAGGACGUAGUGAUUUGCUACGAGAGGCUGGGCCAACAUGGAAAGGCUGAGGAGAUUGUUCGCCAUGAGCUGGAGAAGAAGGAGACGCCCAGCCUGUACUGCCUGCUGGGAGAUAUUCUGAGGGAGCAUCAGUACUACGACCGUGCCUGGGAGCUGUCGGCUGGGCGCAGUGCCAGGGCCAUGCGCUCCAAAGCCCUGCUGCACCUGCGCUCCAAGGACUUCCAGCAGUGUGUGGACUGCUUCGAGCAGUCCGUCAGGGUCAACCCCAUGCAGCUCGGUGUGUGGUUUUCUCUCGGCUGUGCUUACAUAGCCCUGCAGGGUUAUGAGGGAGCUGCCAAGGCCUUCAAGAGGUGUGUGACACUGGAGCCAGAUAAUCCUGAAGCAUGGAACAACCUCUCUUCAGCCUACAUUCGCCUCAACAACAAAGAGAAAGCAUUCCGCACCCUGAAGGAAGCUCUGAGGUGCAACUACGAGCACUGGCAGAUCUGGGAGAACUUCAUCAUGGUGAGCACUGACAUCGGGGAGUUUUCCGAAACUAUCCGUGCCUACCACCGCCUGAUGGACCUCCGGGAAAACUACAAGGACACUGAGAUUCUGAAGAUCCUGGUUCGAGCAGUAGUUGAGAACCUGAUUGACUUCCAGGGGCAGCAGGCAGAAACUCUCCGCUCCAAACUGAAGGAGCUCCUGGGCCGGGUCAGCGCCCGCCACUGCAGCGACAGUGAGGUGUGGCAGCAGUACGCUCGGCUGUACGGAGACGGACACAGCUCCAGCCCAGAGGACAACGACAAGGCUCUACAGUUCUUGUCCAAAGCCCACCACUGCAAGGUUCAAGCUGGGGGCUGGGAGAAAGAACCAGGUCUCUUCAAAGAGGUGAUCCAAAGAGCCAUCAAUAUGGGUGAAGUGACCAUUAGUUGCAGUAAGAAGAAGAGUAAUCCAGCAGAAGCUCUUCAGAUAUUGUCCUCCACCCGCCUCAGCCUCAAGAGUCUGGCCACCAAAGCUAAGCAAAUGCACACAGAUGUGGCCACAGGUCAGCUCCACGGGGAGCUGCUGGACGGAGUCGCUGCUCUGGAGCAGGUCCUCACCGAGCUGCAGGAGCUGAGCGCCACGCUGCGGGGCCCAUCACAGUGACGCUGGGGGCCCAUCACAGUGACUCUGCGGGUCACUCACUCUGCGGGGUCACUCACAGUGACUCUGUGGCCCUGAAGGCUCCGCAGUAGUAAAGACUGCUCAGAGAGCGACAGAAGCAGCAGUCGUCAACCCGGUGCAUUGUUGGUCACCUUUAAAUCAAGACUCCUGAGAAUAACAUCAGUUAAGCCAAAGGUCUGACUUUGUCAUUUUUAUGAUUAUUUCUUUUUAUCUUAAAUGAAAACCAUGACUGUAAGACAUAAAAUAGUAAAAUGUUAUACAUUUUGAAA
Molecule: messenger RNA, 3036 nt
Organism: Gymnodraco acuticeps
Lineage: Eukaryota; Metazoa; Chordata; Actinopteri; Perciformes; Bathydraconidae
Gene: ttc27
Product: tetratricopeptide repeat domain 27
Exons: 20
Coding region: 221-2749 (842 amino acids)
Molecular function (GO): protein binding
Source: RefSeq, a predicted model, not a curated record